AUGUCCUCCGCCACCACCACCGGCUCCAGGGACAAGUUCGGCUCGUUCGAGUCGCCGAUCACGCUCGAUCUCGUGCUGGGCUCCUUCAUCGGCCUGUCCAUGCCUCUCUACAGCAAGGCGUCCUCGUCCCUGUACUGGCUCGAGAAUAGGCCGUCCCAAAAGGGGCGCAACGCCCUCGCCCAACUGCUUCUCCCCAGUGGCACCUCCGCAGCGUCCGACGCCAAAUCCACCAAAAUCGAAGUGCUCCCCGACGAGAAAUGGAACGCUCGCUCGAGGGUGCACGAGUACGGCGGUGGAUCGUAUGCGACGCUCGGGAAUGGCGGGCUCGUGUUUGAGCACGUCGAAGGCGGGAGCUGGGUCGUCGAGCCCAACGCCGAGGGUCGCGAAUGGCAACAACCCAAGAGGGUCACAAAGGGUCCGUCCAGCGAGAUAGAACGUUCAAGCUUUUACCUGUGCACUAUGCUCACACGCUCUCGACUCACUCCACACCACAGAAUCCAAAGUCGAUCGUUACGCCGAUUUCUCCUCGGCCCACCCCCAAGCCUCGUCCCUGAUCCUCGCCGUCCACGAGGACCACACCAUCGAUGAGCCGGCCAAAGUGGUCAACAACAUUGUUUUGAUGGAUACCUCGAUCGAAUCCACACCCCAGGUCGUCGUCGCGGGCGCCGAUUUCUACUCGUGCCCAGCCUUCUCACCUUCGGGCAAGUGCAGAGCUAUUUCGGUCUCGCAGACUAGCAACGGUCGACUACUAACUCACGCUUUGACUGUUUCGCGUCGCCAGGUAAAUACGUCUCGUGGAUCGAAUGGUAUAUGCCCGACAUGCCCUGGGAAGGAUCGUUGCUCUGCGUCGCCCCCGUGCGCCUGUCCGACGACAAGAAGUCGAUCGACGUCGACGUCGCGGCUAAGCAGGUCAUCGCCGGGCAAGUCAAGAACGUCGAGGCCGUCAGCCAAGCCCGUUGGGCCGAGAAUGAGGACCGAUUGGUAUUUUUGUGCGACCGAACGGGCUACAAUGAGCUGUAUCAAUGGACCGAAGUCAACGAGGCAAAGAUGGUCCUAGCCGAGCCAACUGCGCACGAUGUCGGACGUGAGUAAUGCCGACCCCUCUCCCGAGAUGUGCAAGGUUUCGGACGCGAUCUUUUCUCUAACCUGUCGAGGAUUUGAAUCACCUUUCUGCUGGACAGCUCCCGAUUGGGUCUUCGGCACGGUGACGCACGCUUUCCUCGACUCCAAAAAGUGGAUCUCGGUGGCCAAAGGAGGGAAUCUACGAGUGAUCGACAUCGAGUCGGGCUCGUCCAAGGUCAUUUCGGUGCCUUACCAGGUCAUCCACACGAUCACGGUCAUUUCGCCGACCCAAGUCGUGGUCGAGGCCUCUGUCGCAACCACGCCGGACGUGCUUGCCUUGAUCGACCUCGCGUCCGAGGGUUCGGAACCGCGGGUGCUCGAGACCGAGUCGUCGGCGUCGGUCGACCCCGGUUACAUCUCGACCGGUCAAGAGAUCACUUUCCCCGCCGAAGACGGUACCGACUCGUACGCCGUCUUCUUCCCGCCUACGAACAAGGAUCACCCCAACGGCAGUUCGGAUCCGAAGGAGAAACCCCCUUUGCUCAUUUACGCCCAUGGUGGACCCACGUCGUCGACCGGCCGUGGCCUCGAAUGGGGGAUCCAACUUUUGACUUCGCGAGGGUUCGCCUACUGCGGUGUUGACUAUGCCGGUUCAGCGGGGUACGGGAAAGCCUAUCGUGAACGAUUGGCCGGUCAAUGGGGUAUCGCGGACGUUUCGGACGUCGUCUCGUGCGCCAAAUUCCUCGCUUCAGAAGGGUACGUCGAUCCUCAACGCGUCGGUAUCACGGGAGGUUCAGCUGGAGGGUUCACGGUCCUUGCGGCGCUGUGUGCGGCGCCGGACGUGUUCACCUGUGGCAUCUCGCAUUACGGCAUUUCCGAUCUCGCGCUCUUGGCGGGUGACACGCACAAAUUCGAGAGUCAAUACCUCUUCGGUUUGGUCGGAGGCACGAACGAGGAGAUCCCCGAAGUGUACCACGAUCGAUCGCCCCUGUACAACGCCGACAAGAUUCGUGCGCCGUUGUUGUUGCUCCAAGGUACGGACGAUAAGGUUGUGCCUCCCGAACAGGCCGAGAAGAUGAAGGAGGUCGUUUUGGCGAAUAAGGGGAAAUGUGAGUUGGUGUUAUUUAAAGGGGAAGGACAUGGGUUCAGGCGGGCGGAGAAUAAGAAGGCGGCGAUCGAGGGGCAAUUGGAGUGGAUGAGGAAUACGUGGGGGAUCGUCGGAGGGCGAUCGUAG
Molecule: messenger RNA, 2296 nt
Organism: Microbotryum saponariae
Lineage: Eukaryota; Fungi; Basidiomycota; Microbotryomycetes; Microbotryales; Microbotryaceae
Source: the annotation of a GenBank genome assembly